Messenger RNA from Bufo gargarizans (Asiatic toad), 5500 nucleotides. RefSeq lists its product as uncharacterized. Bases 2966 to 4534 code for a protein of 522 amino acids. Lineage: Eukaryota; Metazoa; Chordata; Amphibia; Anura; Bufonidae. The record is from RefSeq and is a predicted model, not a curated record. The transcript is spliced from 14 exons.
CUGUCACCUAUACACCCAUAAUAGUGUGUGCCUGUCACCUAUACAUCCAUAAUAGUGUGUGCCUGUCACCUAUACCUCCAUAAUAGUGUCUGCCUGUCACCUAUACAUCCAUAAUAGUGUGUGACUGUCACCUAUAAACCUGUCUGCCCAUUGUGUAGUCGAUCACGCUCCCAUUGAAUUGAAUGCCGCAGUAAGCAGAUUUGUCCGCUUCACAAUGAAUGAAUCUGUGGAGUUCCAGCGCUGAAUUCUGGGUUACACUAAAACCACUGAAGGCUGGUGGUGCCAGGAGUUGGACCUUCACUGAUCUGAUAUUGAUGGCCCAUCCUGAUGAUAGACCAUCAAUAUUGAAGUCCUGGAAUUUUCCUCCUCAUCAUGGACUCUUGGGAAUGUAAAGGGGGACUGUUGCUCAUUAAAGAGACACAGCAGACUAUGGAAAUGUAAUUUUCGGGCAAUUAUCCCUGGGAUACAAAUACGCAAAUUGCUUAUGCCAGCCAAUCGGUAGACAGCUGCUUCAGGGUUUUUUGACUCGUAUCAGUACAGGGCAGGGUACUGAUUGUCUAGAUAAGUUGGUAUUGUGGGGAUUAUUAUGGGGCGGGGCUUAGAACAGAUGGGUGUCUCUGAUUUUGCUAAUUUGCAUACAUUUCCUGCUCCUUAAUCCAUUAGGUGCAUCUCACUCCAUUGCAUUCCCAUGCUAUCUUACAUCAUUUACCUAUCCAAUAUCUGAAGUCGAGACCAAAAGUUUUGACACGGACACAUGUUUUGGUCUUCAAAAAGUAUGCUACUUCAGUGUUUUUGAUUCUUUUUGUCAGAUGAUUCUAUGGUAACUGAAGUACAAGUUUUAAAACUUUUUUUGAUAAAUAUAUCAAGUUUAUGAAAAGACUCAAUGUUUCCUGCUAUGUUGAAUAUCUGCUUCUGGGCCAAAUCCUGACCGAUGGCAGCCCAUCCUUGCCUAAUCUAAUCAGUGUUUGCAGUUUAUAAAAUUUUUUGCAUUUUUGUUUGUCCACCCACUUUUUGAGGAUUCACCACAGGUUCUUAAAGGGAAUGAAAUCUGGAUUUUCCUGAUGGAAACUGCCAAUGUUUUGUACAACAAGCUACUUAUGACUUGUGACAUGGUAUCCAUCAUGCCGGAAAAAACAUUGUUCAUCACAAAAUUGUGUUUGCGAUGGUUGUGAAAAGUUCCUUCUAGAUGGUUGGGAGAAGUUGUUCCUGGAUGGUUGGGAAAAUUUGCUCCUGGAUGAUUGUGAGAAGUGACGUUUGGAUGGUUUGCAGACGUAUCUCCUGGAUGGUUGAAAGAAGUUGUUCCUGGGUGGUUGUGAGAAAUUGCUUUUGGAUGGUUGGAAAACGUUGCUCCUGAAUGGUUGUCAGAAGUUGCUCCUGGAUGGUUGGAAGAAGUUGUUCCUGGAUAUUUAGGAGUGGUUGGGAGAAGUUGUUCUUGGAGGAUUUUUUUUUUUUUUACACCAUUCUUGAUUCGUGGCAGUGUUCUUAGGGAAAACUGUUGGUGAACACACUUCCUUGGCUGAGAAGCAACCCGACACAUGAAUAACUUUACCCAAUUGAGUGUAUCUGCAGGCACAGUGUAGUGAAGGCUUUUGGAGGAUGACCUGGUGUCAAGAAGGGCAUUGGACUGCAGAGGACUGGGGUGAAAUCAUUCUCUCUGAUGAGUACCUUGAAACAUCUAUUAUCUAUCUGCAGUGUACCACUUGUGUGUAUAAGUGGUUCCCUUAAAUUUCUGUAUAUGUAUUUAAUGUAUUGUAAUUCCUAAGUUCAGGCUGGCAUUGUCAUUACAUCUAUUCGCCCCUAGGUUGUGCUGGUGCCACAUAUUAUAUAUAGCUUGGGGUUUGCUGACUCAGUGUAGUGUGUGGUGGAAGUGAAGCAGAAGUGAGUAAUAUAGGAAGCAGAGAGGAGAAGGAAGUGUAUGGAGGAGCAGAGCAGGCUCAGUCCAAGAUGUAGCUGCCUUUCUUUCCUCUGGGCCCUGAUCAAGCCUGGAGAGGGCAGACCAAGUAGUCACAGCAGCCCAGCACAAACAAGUGAGUCUAUGUACGAAUAUAGAGAAAGUCUAGUGAAGAUUAGAGCUGAGUCUAGCCAAGGGACUUCACAAGCACCAGUGAUCAGGAGGAACUUUAAGGUACCUGGACACAACUGGAUGAUUAGUGUGCAGAAUUAUCCCUUUUCACUAAAUUUCUUCUGGGACACAGUGAACCUGAAUAUUUCAGGAGAGCAUCCUACAUAAAUAAUGUAGCAGAGAGUUUGCCUGCCACGAGGGAGAACGCCCUUAUUGGAUUGCUCAAUAUAAAGUAAAUAAACCAUUAUAUUCAGUACCUGAGUGCUAGAGAUUGGACUUAAAGUAGAACUCUUUAAGAUAACUUUUGUCUUGCCUGUAAAGCAUUAGGAAAACUCCUCAGCUGACAAUUGCCAGACCUGUUGUAAGGAUUCGAGCUAAACUAAUUUCUGAAUUCUCCUUUACUCCAUACAAGUGCACUGUACUGAUGAACUGUACCAGCGGUCCAGAGACAUUUGAUUUAAGUAAAUGUUCAACUGUUUUCACUACAACUGACUCCUUAUCUUUUCCACCACCAAUAUUUGCACCUAACGGUGCUGGCGUCAUGGACACGGGCCCCAGCCUCAAAAGCACCCUCAACACCUAUACCAUCAAGGGCAUCUCAACUACCAUCUGGCUGGUGAUCCCUGUACUAGAGAGUGCCCCGGAGGAUUUAGUGCUGUAUUCCCCAUCACUGCACGCCGACCCAGGGAAGCUCUGCUAACCGUUAGACAUUAUCAGAAGACAACCUUGAAGGCCCAUCAUCUCUAUAUCUACAUAUCUAUCCCUUUCAUAUAUCCAUCCACCUAUUACCAUUUACAAUAUCUAAGGUCUGCAAACAACUUUGUAAAAAAAAAAAAAAAAAGCAGGAAGAGGAGGGACGGCUGUUCCUGUGUGGAUUGUGGGUUGUGCUCCUGUGCGGUCUACAUGACUUUUCCCCUCAUGCCUGCACACACCGGGGUGAUAUUCCUUGUACUCCUGCGCUGCAUAUCCCUGGCUGUAGGACAAGAUUUACGUCUUGUGUAUGGGAUUUCAAAUUCAUCUAUCAACUUGACAUCUUCAUUUGACCCAAAUAAUGUGAAAGAUCUUACUUGGAAACAUGAUAUCAAUGGAACAAGAUAUAGAAUUGCAAAAAAUUACAUCUUAGCUGAAAAUUAUUGCAACAGAUAUAAUCUGUUCUACAACGGAACAGUCUUGGGCAUCAAUACGUUGAAUCACAACGAUAGUGGACUCUUCAUUGUUGAUGUCACUUUGCACGAUGAUGCAUCGAAAGAAGAAAACAUUUACAUGACCGUGCUUGACCUCAUCCCUCCUAUACAGAUACAAACUAAAGAGCAGAAGAGAAUUGGGGAUCGAUGUAAUGUUACUCUUCUUUGCUAUGUUCUAUCAAAUACAACAGAUGUCUCCUAUAUCUGGAAAUACAAACAAGCGAACUCUGAGUAUUUGCAGUAUAGUAAUGGAAGCACUAUCCAGAUAUCUCUAUCACUGGACCACCAGGACACAGAAUUUAUAUGUAUUGUAUAUAACCCAGCAGACCAGAAAAAUGCUUCUGUCCAUGUAAAACAUUGCUUAGAAGAGAACACGAGAGAUCGUCAAAUAUUUGUGGCAUUUUUGAUAUGCAUGUUCGUAGUGGUGCCUCUGCUUGUGGCGGCGGUGGUAUGUUGGAAAUGUCGGAAGAGAUCACUUUUCACAACUGGAAAAGGCAAAGUGAAAGACCCGGAUAAAAAUGAUGAGCUGAAAUAUCUGAAUGAAAAUGAACACAAUUUAAAUGUUAUGCAAAACUCAAACAACCAAGAUCAACAGAUGCUAAUAGAAAUGGAGGAACAUAAAAACGAUGAAGACGAGAAUGAGGAACUUUUCAUAACUCCUCCCGCGGACACAAAUGACCAAGAUCAACAGAUGCUAAUAGAAACGGAGGAACAUAAGAAUGAUGAAGACGAGAAUAAGGAACUUUUCAUAACUCCCCCCGCGGACACAAGUGACCUGGAUGGUGAGAUAGGAGUACACAGAGUGGAAGUACAUGAGAAUGAAGGACAUGAGGAUGAAGGAAAUGACCAUGAAGGACAUGAAACUGAAGAACAUGAGAAUGGAGGCAAUGAGAAUGAAGAACAUUUGCCAAUCUUGGUUGAAGAAUCACGUGAUCAGACUGAGGUGGAGGAACAUGAAAACAAUGAACCUGAAAAUGAAGAACAUUUGACAAUUCCUGUUCAAGAAUCAGGUGAGGAGGUUGGUAAUAAUGUGAACGAAACUGAGAAUGAAGAAAAUUUGACCAUUCCUGUUCAGGACACAGAGGAUUUUAAGAAGUUGCAACCAUCUCAAAAUAUGGAGAAGAUUGAAUAUCUGCAUGAAGAUGAAAACACAGGAGGUCUAUUUCAAGACACAAGUGACCUGGAUGAACAAGACAAGGUGGAGGAACAUAAGAAGAAUGAUGACUAUGAGAAUGAAGAUGAUUUAACUCUUGUUGAAGAAACAGGUGACCAAAAAGCGGAACUGUGAAAAGACCAGAAGAACUGGGGUGAAGGAACAUCUGAAGGAGAAGAAUGGACUGUUAAUAAAUCUUCAUACUUUCACAUGAAAAGCAUUGCAAAUAUUAAAAGCCUUACUCCAACAGAGGAUCUCUCCACACGUCUUUGUGAGAUUGAGAAACAGUGCUCCCUGUUUGAACACUUUUUGUGUGUGGAUUAAAUAAAUGUUCUGGACUGACGUUCUGCUGUUUGGCCACAAGAUGCUGCUGUUUCCCAGGUACAGCUGACUGACUGCAUAUAUAUUUCCAUAUUAAUGAGAGGUGUGGUUCUUCUGAGCAUGAAGUAGCUGCCGCAGCCAUCCUAGGAGCGAGCUGAGGAACUGUGUGUGAGCAGAGAAACUAAUGGAUCCAGGAGUGAGAGGACCUUCUCCGUGACCCCAGCUGCAUCUGAGUGAAGCUGAUCGUUGUCCAAGACCCAGCUCCAGUCCGGGGAAAGGAGGAUUGUUUCCAGGAAGGCUGACAACAGCUAAGGAACAAGCUGCAUACCCUGUGAGACCUCAUGUUUGCUGCAGAGACUGGUUGUUCGGUUCAGAGACAUCAGUGGAUAAAGAGCAGACCCCGGUCGCCUAGAGACUUAGACCAGGCCUGUAGUUAGCUAGUUAGGGUCUUUGCUUUGUGUCAGGUCUAAAGAGUUGCUACUGGUCCUACAAAAAAAGGACAUUACACAUUUGAGAGCUGAUAAACACCCCCACAAACACUAUCCAGUUCAGAGUUUUGCUCAGGAGUAAUUAUCAAGCACAUGCUACCAGACUAGUUAUGGGAGAGAGAAUAAUAUAGAGUACAGUAAGAUUGUAAACUGUUGUGUUGCACCGCAGGCUAUGGCGAGGCAGUUUUACUUGUGCCCGCCAGUAGGUAAAUUAUCACAAAAUUUCCACUGGCAUCCAUCAGAGGGCACCAUGCUGUGCAACACGUGUUAGUAAAAUUCUGUUUUAGCAAAA